AUGGCUGAACACCAUCCACUUCCCGCGCUGCCUCCCCAGCACCAGCAACAGAAUCACCACUAUCACCAACAAGCCUCCGACUCAUACGACAACGAACAGGCUCAGUUCCCGCCUUAUCAGCAGCAAUACGACCAGCCCCAGCCCGUUCAACCCCCUCCCAACGCCCAGCAGCAGUCCCAAUCCCAAUCUCACCCCCAGAAUCAACAACCUCGUAGAGGCUCCAAGUCCCGGCCGAGAACCUUCAGUUUCCAGUCCAACAAAUCCCACAAGAGUUCCGGAAGUCACCCUAAGAUCGACCUCCACGAGACACCCGAAGAGAAGGAAGCAAAGAGACUACACAGCAAAGCCGAUCCCACUGUCGCCAUGAGUGAGGCCGAACCUUCUGCCGUUCAGGCAAUGACCAAGACUUCCUUGGCUCCUCUGCGCGCCAUCCAGCACAAAGACACGACCGGUGCUCCAAUUGCCGAACCCGACCAAUCCAAUCCCACACGUAGCCGUUGGGAACGACCCCUUGAUACCAUUCGCAGUUUCGAGGCCGCUAUUGACGGAGGCUACCGCGACCGGGACAGACGACAGUCUUACAUUCGCUCAGAUACAGAGUCGGUCGCGACAUGGAACAGACGCAGCAGCUACUAUGCCACCAGUGGAGGUCGCCACCCUCACGAUAGCUACUACAACGGUCGCCCGGGCUCGUUCCGUCCGGAGAGCGGUCAGAUCGAGAUGGGGUCCAACCGACAGAGUAAUUACGAUCAGCACCAGAAUGGCGGAGGACACUACAAUGGCGGCAAUAACAUUCCCUACCGACAGAGAGUUCCCAGGACGCAAACUGAUCCCCACAUGAACGGCUACGCACGCGGCGAUCAGAACAUCUAUCCCCUUCCCAACAAGGACCGCUCAUAUGAGACUGUCACGUCAGCGGCCGCAAGUGGAAGCUCAGGAGAGCAUGCAGGCUACCAUACCGACCCGACUAGUAGCGACAACAGCUCCAUUGAGCGUGGCGGCCCGGCCCGCAGGCCCGAACCCACCAAUGACUACGGCAUCGGCUUCAAUCAGGACCAAGGACCUGCUCUAAGGCUCGACAACGGCGCGCCGAAUGGAAAGGGACAUGCCUAUCAAGCUGUGAACAAUGGAGCUCAGGCACCUCAGCAACAGAGCGCGAACGUCCUUCGGAGACCAGUGGGCGCCUCACCACCGCAACAGCAGCAGCAGGCGCAGCCUAGACCCGCUGAGCCCGCCAAGAGGAAAAGCUGGUUCUCUAAGCGUUUCAGCAAAUCAUCUUGA
Colletotrichum phormii is the source of this 1281-nucleotide messenger RNA. RefSeq lists its product as uncharacterized. The transcript is spliced from 4 exons. The record is from RefSeq and is a predicted model, not a curated record. Lineage: Eukaryota; Fungi; Ascomycota; Sordariomycetes; Glomerellales; Glomerellaceae. Bases 1 to 1281 code for a protein of 426 amino acids.